UGCAGAAAGAACUUACAGAACCAAGGCCAUCAUCUCCGUGGAUGCCAUCGGUGAUGAAGCCAGCAGCAAGCCAAAUCGGCAGGACUCAUGUCGCGGUACUAUCACGCCGGAUCCCGUACUUUGUGAGAUUCUGGGCCAAUGUGUACGCCGUCCUCCUGCGAGUGGACUCCAUCGUUGCCACUUCUCAGCUCAGUCUCAGCCGAAGGUGAUCAUCUGUAGGUCUUAUCGGCAUGUCCCGGCCAAGUACGUGUACCAGACAUGACGAGUGAGCUGUACGCCUAAGCAGCAUGUCCUAUCAAUGUAUCUGUACGUCCAAAUGGCAGUGGCUGCCACCUCGGUAAGUGACUUGCCUGUACGCCUUGCUAGGCCGUCCUGUACUUUGUCUGCACGGCCACAUAGGCUGCCCUGUCAGACUAUCUGUACGAUCAAGAAGCUGUCCAUCCAAGUGACCUGGACGCUUGAGUAGAGUGUCCUGCUAAUUCAUCUGCACGCGGAAUGGAGUGUGUCGGCAGGUCACCUGUACCCGGAUCGCAUGACCCGGACUCCGGGAUGUCAAGGUCAUUAUCAAGACG
Zymoseptoria tritici IPO323 is the source of this 572-nucleotide messenger RNA. RefSeq lists its product as uncharacterized. The transcript has a single exon. The record is from RefSeq and is a predicted model, not a curated record. Lineage: Eukaryota; Fungi; Ascomycota; Dothideomycetes; Mycosphaerellales; Mycosphaerellaceae. The annotation marks the transcript as partial.